UUUUAGGGAGGACUUUCGUGCUUCACAUUCGUCAGUUCCUUAGAAAACAUUUUGAAUUUGCUUCCUUGUGCAAAUGCUUUUGGUGUUUUGUCUAGGCGUAAAUGCGCUUCAAACAUGGCCCAGCAUCACAAAUAUCAAUGCUGGUUUAUCAGUGGAAGGAGGAGUUAGAAGUAGUUUUUUUUAUGUAGCCAAUUGCAUGCGACUUUCACAUACUUCUUAAGUUGGCAUACUUUACCUGUAUUCAGUCAGACACUCAAUCACAGCAUGAAACUCUCCGCAUCAUAUCAGCUGAUCUGGCUGAUUCUUCUGCUGGGACACACAGAAGCUAGGACGCGCCCAGUUCUCAGAGUUUCUCCACACAGCUGGGCAGCUGAAGGAGACUCAGUGACUCUGAGCUGUGAGGUUACAGACUCGUCCAUAAAAUGGAAAUUUCUCUGGUACAAAACGGUUCCCUUCCGAAGAACUGUUCCAUUCAAUGAGGACUCUCCUAUUUUUGAUGACAGAAAGAAACCGCACUAUGUGGAGCUCCUCUCAGACAGCAGCAGAGGAGCUGGAGGCUUCUACACUCUCAGCCCUGCUGCUCUUCAACACACUGGGAGUUAUGUGUGCAGAGCAGAGGGAGGAGAUCCAGCCUAUCAGACAGACUUCAGUGAGAUUAAGAAUCUCUGGGUCACAGGUGUGUCUCCUCCUGCAUCUCUGGUCAUCAGACCCAACAGAACUCAACUGUUCUAUUCUGAGUCUGUUUCCCUGAGCUGUGAGGUACAGGACAGCUCUACUGGAUGGAGACUGAGAUGGAGAACAAAGAAAGUGACAUCAGUCGAAGACAGAGAAGACAAUUUAGACUGUCCAUAUGGUUGGUAUUCAGAAAGUGGAACCACUUGCAGAACUAAAAUUCAGACGUUGCAUGACAGUGGAGUCUACUGGUGUGAGUCUGAGUUUGGACAAUACAGUAAUGCUGUCAACAUCUCAAUAAACUGGAAACCGAAAUCAGAAAUCAGAAAUCCUCCACACAGCUGGGCAGCGGAAGGAGACUCAGUGACUCUGAGCUGUGAGGUUACAGACGCCUCCUUCAACUGGACAUUCCUCUGGUACAAAGCGGUUCGAACUGGUGAAGAUUACUACAGAGAAGGUUUUUUUAUCUACGAUGAUAACUAUUAUGCAGCAGAGCUCCUCCCAGACAGCAGCAGAGGAGCUGGAGGCUCCUACACCCUCAGCCCUGCUGCUCCUAGACACACUGGGAGUUAUGUGUGCAGAGCAGAGGGAGGAGAUCCAGCCUACCAGACCGGCUUCAGUAAUGUGGUGGCUCUCUGGGUCACAGGUCUGUCUCCUCCAGCCUCUCUGGUCAUCAGACCCAACAGACCUCAGCAGCUGUAUGUAUCUGAAUCCGUCUCCCUGAGCUGUGAGGGACGGGACAAGUCUACCAGAUGGAGACUGAGAUGGUCAACAGGGUCAGAAAACGACAAUGUCUGUCCUAAUGGAUGGACAUCAGAAGCAGGACCCACAUGCACCAAUAGUAGAAUACAAAGCGCGGAUGCAGGAGUGUACUGGUGUGAGACUGAAUCUGGGCAAUAUAGCAAUGCUUUCAACGUGUCAAUAAAACAGAAACCCAUUGCUGUUCUCAGUGCUUCUACGGAUAGUUGGCUUGCUGAAGGAAACUCAGUGACUCUGAGCUGUGAGGUUUCAGACACAUCCUUAAAGUGGAAAUUCCUCUGGUAUAGAGCAGUUCCCUACAAAAAGGAAUUACCUCGUUUGAAACACGGAUGGAUCAAUUACAAUGCAAAGCUCCUCUCAGACAGCAGCAGAGGAGCUGGAGGCUCCUACACUCUCAGCCCUGCUGCUCUUCAACACACUGGGCUUUAUGUGUGCAGAGCAGAGGGAGGAGAUCCAACCUAUCAGACAGACUUCAGUGAAGUCAUACCUCUCUGGGUCACAGGUCGGUCUCCUCCAGCUUCUCUGCUCCUCAGACCCAACAGACCGCUAUUUGAGUCUGAGUCUCUCACCCUGAGCUGUGAGGUACAGGACAAGUCUACUGGGUGGAGACUGAGAUGGUACUCAGAAAAACAAGUGAGUUUGUAUACUAAUCGUGACCACAUACUUCAGUGUCCAAAUGGUUGGACGUCAGAAGCUGUAAUCACAUGCCGCACCAGUAAGCUAGAACAUGAUGACAGGGGAGUGUACUGGUGUGAGUCUGAAUCUGGACAACACAGCAAUGCUGUACAAGUCGCAGUGAAGAACAAACCUGACACAAUUCUCAGGGUGUUCAGAGAUCCUGCUUUCGGUUGGCCGGCUGAAGGAAGCUCAGUUACUCUGGAAUGUGAUGUAAAAGGCCGCCCCUUCAACUGGACAUUCAUGUGGUACAGAGCAGUACCCUACAAAAGCAGUGCUUCAUUCAAACCAGUUGUUCGUUACAAAGUGAGCAGUUACUCUGUGGAGCUCCUCUCAGACAGCAGCAGAGGAGCUGGAGGCUCCUACACUCUCAGCCCUGCUGCUCUUCAACACACUGGGCUUUAUGUGUGCAGAGCAGAGGGAGGAGAUCCAGCCUAUCAGACAGAAUUCAGUAAUGUGGAGACUCUUUGGGUUGUAGGUCUGUCUCCUCCUGUCUCUCUGGUCAUCAGACCCAACAGAACUCAACUGUAUGAAUAUGAGUCUCUCUCUCUGAGCUGUGAAGGACAGGACAGCUCUACUGAAUGGAGGCUGAGAUGGAUUGGACAGAAAGAAGAGGGGCUGGGCUGUCCAAAGUAUUGGAGAUUAGAAGCUGGAUCUACAUGUAGUACCAGCGAACUACAGCCAGAUGACAGUGGAGUGUACUGGUGUGAGUCUGAAUCUGGAGAACACAGCAACCCUUUCAAAUUACGAAUGAACUUGAGACCCAGACCUUUUCUUCAUGUCAGUCCACACAGCUGGCCAGUUGAAGGUGACUCAGUGACACUGAACUGUAAGGUGACAGACACCUCCUUAGGCUGGACAUUUCUCUGGUACCGAGCAGUUCCCAAAAAAGGAUCUGGUCCCUUCACAGAUGACUCAACUGUUACUGAAAGGAAUCGCAAUCGUUACUCUGUGGAGCUCCUCUCAGACAGCAGCAGAGGAGCUGGAGGCUCCUACACUCUCAGCCCUGUUGCUCUUCAACACACUGGGCUUUAUGUGUGCAGAGCAGAGGGAGGAGAUCCAGCCUAUCAGACUAUGUACAGUAACAUGAAGCCACUCCGGGUCAUAGGUGUGUCUCCUCCAGCCACUCUGGUCAUCAGACCCAACAAAACAGACCUGUUUGCAUCCGAGUCUGUCUCCCUGAGCUGUGAGGUGAAGGACAAGUCUACUGGAUGGAGGCUGAGGUGGGACACAAACAGAAGAGAGGAGUCAGUUUGUCCUGCUAGCUGGAGAUCAGAAGCUGAACUCACAUGCAGCACCAUUGGUCUCCAGUACCGGGAUAGAGGAGUGUACUGGUGUGAGUCUGAAUCUGGACAGCACAGCAACGCUGCCCAUAUCAAGAUAUUGUAUCACUAAGUGCUGAGAUGUUCGAGAUUCCUGAUUUCAGUAAUGUACUGUUCUAUACCAUAUAUAAAAAACAAUGAACCAUAAUGAUCAAGUCAAGUUAUUUAUUCUGUCUCCCAGCACAGUUGGAGAUGUAAGAUUAACUAAAAAGUGCACGUUUAAUGUAUGCAAGUCCUAGUGUCCCUAGACCAAGUGCAUUGCCUGCGGAAAGAAGCUCCUCCUCAGUCAUUCAGUUCUGGCUGAGAUGUAGGCUAGUCCCCUACCAGAUGGUAGCCACUUGAAGAGGUUGUGGUUGGGAUGGUGGUGAAUGCCUUUCAUGAUGUGCUGUGUAUAGCAGAAUAUAUUCUUGGAGAUUUAUAAUAUGUUAAUCACUAAUGUUUCACUAAGUGGUGCAUUGAAACUAACAAGAAAGUUUUGUGUGCGCACGCAAAACCUUUUCAUGUGUGCACAUGAACAUUUCUUAGGGUCUCCGUAGUUGUACCACAGCGGUGCCUGUGAAACUUUGGUUCCACUUACAAAAUAAAUGAAUGUUUUAAGUCUUCCACGACCACCAUGGGAUCAUAUAAAACAAACGAAAAUAGGACCUGGAGAAAGAUAUUGACUGUUGGUAUUUCUGGUGAGGAUUUGAGAUUGCAUUGAGUAAUUCCAAUAAAACAAGAUUUCGAAAUGGCUUGCAUUGUUUGUAUUGACUAUUAAUAUUUUCAUGUACUGUUAAAUAUAUAUUCCUAAAAUGGUUGUACAUUUGUGAGAAAGACAAGUUAAAACGAACUGACUAUGAGCUGAUUUGGUGUUUAACAUUCCAUUGUAACAGUAAUUACAUUGUAACCUUCAUCAAGCUCACGUCCAGUUCCACUGUAUGUUCGCGGAGAACUACCUCCACAGACUGUUUACGAUUGUUCACAAAAACAAUACCAAAUAGAUGUUUUGAUCUUUUUUUUAAGAAA
Alosa sapidissima (American shad) is the source of this 4433-nucleotide messenger RNA. RefSeq names its product Fc receptor-like protein 5. The record is from RefSeq and is a predicted model, not a curated record. The coding region runs from base 265 to 3501 and encodes 1078 amino acids. Lineage: Eukaryota; Metazoa; Chordata; Actinopteri; Clupeiformes; Clupeidae. Gene Ontology annotation, molecular function: transmembrane signaling receptor activity. Gene Ontology annotation, biological process: cell surface receptor signaling pathway. The transcript is spliced from 12 exons.